This is a messenger RNA of Seminavis robusta, 1770 nucleotides long. Lineage: Eukaryota; Bacillariophyta; Bacillariophyceae; Naviculales; Naviculaceae. The record is from the annotation of a GenBank genome assembly.
CUACAGGCUACAAGGAGCCUUACGUACUGCAUUUUCCGAUCUGCCGACGCUGUUUGUACGACGAUGAGAUGACGAGGCUCCAUCAUCCAAGCUCUCCUUCUCCUUCCUGCUUCUGGUUGUAUCAGUUCAUGGACGGCAGCCUUGUUGUGUACUACUCCUAGUAGCCUGCUUUGGUGAAUAAUCUGGAAGCGGCCGUACGAUGAAGCUGGUUGUGUCCCAAUCGGCGUAUGUUCUGUUGGCAUCGAGUUCUCUCACGCUUGCUACCUGGAGACUUUUACAAUGGCGGGCCAGGAAGAGAGCGAAGGAGGCGGCUGAGCGAGUCCAGGAUAUGGUGCAACUUGGUCCAUUGAUCGAUACGAACAACAAAGAAGUUUGUGAGAACGUGGUCAAUGUUGCUAUUCGACGUGCAUCGAAAUGGAUAUCCUUCCAACUGAGCGCCGAGGAUGGGUCCGUCAUGAUUGGACAAGUGGGAGGUGUUUCUGUCCACAAACGCCCUUUGCUCACCUUGGAACCAGACUAUGUGAUGAAACCAGUGCAGAGGGACCACAGAGGCAUGCGGGAAAUAUUCUUGUACGAAGCAGUCAAGACUUUAUCGACCAACAAAAGCAGUCAUCAAUACGCAUCACUCUUGACGGGGGGGCCCUACAAAAAGAAUCAACACUACAACAAUUCUCAGUCUCCCAAUGGAAUUACCAUUACAGAUUUGUGGGAUACUCUGGCGAUUUGGUUUGCGAUGAAAAUGAACGAUCGCGUGGUAGAAGCGUAUGAAAAGCAAAUGAAUCAAUCCUGGAAAGUGCUAAGGAAGGAACGAGAUACUCUGCACAGAUUGGCCACAUUCAUCCCCGCCUACUAUGGUGUGGUAGGUCAACGGUCUCCUCUCUCCAUCCCAAAGGGCGAAGAGCAAGCGCACAAAGCAAGUUUGUCGCCUGACGUUGGUUUGAAUUCCUCCCAUUUUGGAAUGUCGCUCGAGGCGCACCUUUUGCUGACUGACAUUACCGGAAAAUUCCGCCGCCCCUGUGUGAUGGACAUCAAGAUGGGCACUCAGACGUAUGAGCCUGAUUGCCCCGAGGACAAGAAGAUCCGAGAGGCUUCGAAGUAUGCACAUCAGGAAACCUUCGGAUUCCGAAUAGUUGGAAUGAGAUUUUAUGACCCAUCACACAAAGAUGCCGAUGAGAAUGGAUUCCGACUCUUCUCCAAGGAGUACGGCCGAUCGCUCAGCACUAUGGACGAUCUAUUGAAUGCACUCAAAAUAUUCUUGGGUGCUGGAUGUGCAAAAAGAGUAGACGACUCUGAUGUUGUGGACGAGGAUGGAUUCAGCAGAAUAGAGCAGACAAACUCACAACUAUCACCGACAUCGACCAACGGUGAAGAUCCCUUGGACGCCGAAGAGAGGAUUCGAAUGAGAGCUUCCUCGAAUAUUUUGUCGGGGUUGCGCCCAGUCAUUGGUUUCAUGGAGGAGAACAAGUCGCUGGGAUUUUACGCGAGUUCCUUGCUCAUGGUGUUUGAGGGUGACAGAAGUGCUCCAAACCCAGAUGUGGCGACGGUGAAAAUGAUCGAUUUUGGUCGAGUAAGACGACAACCAGGUGGUGACCCGGGGUACCGAUUGGGCUUGCGGAAUCUCAAGUCAUUAAUCGAUACGCUGCGGAAGGAAGAAAAGCAACGGUUACGGUCCUCUGUGUCUAUGAUGCCCCCAGAAGCUGUUCAUGAUGACGAAUAAAGUUUGUACUUAGCCUUUAGCACGAUUUUGCCGCAAGACUUUUCGAACACUGU